AUGUUGGCUCACGGUAUGACCCACCAUUACAAUCGGGUUCAUGAUCCUAUGAUUGAAAAUAGUGGAUUAGCAGCAGCAAGGGUCCGUCUCUUUUUUAGGAUGAAUCCGCCUGAGUUCUUAGGAUCGCAGACUAAUGAAGAUCCUCAGAAUUUCUUGGACGAAAUCAAGAAAAUAUUUGAGGUGAUGCAGGUUACUGGGAAUUAUCGGGUUGAGUUGGCGUCAUACCAGCUGAAAGAUGUGGCUCAUAUGUGGUACACUCAGUGGAAUAAUAAGAGGGGUGCAAAUACAGCUCCUAUUACUAGGGAGUGCUUCAGUGAGAUAUUUCUUGACAAGUUUUUCCUAAUGGAUUUGAGAGAAGAAAAGGCCCAAGAAUUCAUGAACUUGAGGCAGGGAAACAUGACAGUCCAACAGUAUGGGCUGAAGUUUAACCAACUCUACAGAUUUGGUAAAGAUAGAGUGAAGAAAUGCUAUGUUGCUGGGAGAUAUGAACAUCUCAAGGCUUAUGACUCAUUCUCACCAGGUUAA
This is a messenger RNA of Solanum lycopersicum (tomato), 525 nucleotides long. The record is from RefSeq and is a predicted model, not a curated record. NCBI's taxonomy places the organism in Eukaryota, Viridiplantae, Streptophyta, Magnoliopsida, Solanales, Solanaceae.